UGAAGUCUUUUUUUUGUCUUGCUGCCAAAGAAAAGUUGCCAGAACUCCGAUCGACAAUGUCAGGCAUGGAGAGGUUGCAGAGGAUGUUCGCCGGUGCUGGAGGCGCGUUGGGUCACCCCCCUCCUGAUUCGCCGACUCUGGAUUCUUCUGAGCAGGUCUACAUCUCCUCUCUCGCCCUCCUCAAAAUGCUCAAGCACGGAAGAGCUGGGGUUCCCAUGGAAGUUAUGGGUUUGAUGUUGGGAGAGUUCGUUGAUGAGUACACUGUGCGAGUCGUUGAUGUCUUUGCAAUGCCACAGAGUGGUACUGGUGUUAGUGUAGAAGCUGUGGAUCAUGUUUUCCAAACAAAUAUGCUUGAUAUGCUCAAACAAACGGGAAGGCCAGAGAUGGUGGUGGGGUGGUACCAUUCACACCCUGGAUUUGGCUGUUGGCUUUCUGGUGUGGACAUAAACACACAGCAGAGUUUUGAAGCUUUGAAUCAAAGGGCUGUAGCAGUUGUGGUGGACCCAAUUCAGAGUGUUAAAGGGAAGGUGGUGAUUGAUGCAUUCCGUUUGAUCAACCCACAAACCAUGAUGCUUGGCCAAGAACCACGGCAGACAACAUCCAAUCUUGGGCAUCUUAAUAAGCCAUCUAUCCAAGCAUUGAUCCAUGGGCUAAAUAGACAUUAUUACUCUAUAGCCAUUAACUACAGGAAGAAUGAACUUGAGGAAAAGAUGCUCUUGAAUCUUCAUAAGAAGAAGUGGACAGAUGGAUUGACACUUAGGCGUUUUGAUACCCAUUCCAAAACCAAUGAACAGACUGUUCAGGAAAUGCUCAAUUUAGCUAUAAAAUACAACAAGGCAGUGCAGGAGGAAGAUGAAUUACCUCCGGAGAAGCUCGCAAUAGCCAAUGUUGGGCGACAAGAUGCCAAGAAGCACUUAGAGGAACAUGUCUCAAACUUGAUGUCCUCAAACAUAGUUCAGACUUUGGGAACUAUGCUUGACACUGUCGUGUUUUAGACUCAUGGUAUCUGUAUACUCCUUUUCAAGUUGAGGAAUUUCAUCUAUGUUGAUGCGUUGUAUUGUUGGUCAAGCACACUGUUUGUGUUAUUUUGUGAAAAUUCAAAGUGACUUCAAGUUGCCUAAUUAUAUUUAUGUGAAUGCUUGCUUGACUCUCUCUUUGUGUUA
Theobroma cacao (cacao) is the source of this 1163-nucleotide messenger RNA. RefSeq names its product Mov34/MPN/PAD-1 family protein. NCBI's taxonomy places the organism in Eukaryota, Viridiplantae, Streptophyta, Magnoliopsida, Malvales, Malvaceae. The record is from RefSeq and is a predicted model, not a curated record. Gene Ontology annotation, molecular function: protein binding; metallopeptidase activity.